This is a messenger RNA of Symbiodinium sp. CCMP2592, 6417 nucleotides long. NCBI's taxonomy places the organism in Eukaryota, Dinophyceae, Suessiales, Symbiodiniaceae. The record is from the annotation of a GenBank genome assembly.
AUGGCACUGAUGGCGUCCGGCAAGAAGACGGGCUUGGGCAGCGACCAGCUGAUCCACGCCCUUUCUGCCGUGUACACGUCUAUCAUUGAGUCCGAGACGGAGGACAAGUCCUCCCCGUUCCGCUCAAAGGCGGUCCCUGGCAUCCGGGUGGAGGCCUAUCUCCAACGCAUCGCGACCUACUUCCAGUGCCAUGACUCGUGCCAUGUGAUAGCCCUGAUCUUCAUCGACCGGCUGGUCAAGACGAGACCAGAUAUCAUUUCAGUAAACAAGUUGACCAUCCACCGAUUGCUGGGGGCGGUCACUGUCGUCGCUGCAAAGAUCCACGACGACCAUGUCUUCCGCAAUGUGCAGUAUGCCAAAGUUUGUGGCAUUUCGCUGAAAGAGCUGAACAAGUUGGAGGCAUGCGUUACCUCCCUGUUGAACUGGAGACUCACUGUACCCGUUGAAGAGUUCCAAGAGUAUCUCGACAUGCUGCAGAUCGUGUCGUCCAGAGCGGACCCGGAAAAUGGAAUCGACUGGGAGCACGGCAGAGAAGAGGCUUCCUACAGCGACAUCUCCCAAUCUGCUGCUCGUGGUGGCCUAGAGCUCUACAAGUUGAACCGUCAGGCUCAGACGCGCACCAGCGUCGCGUCGGGCAACGUCCAGGCCCUGAGGCAACGAACGAGCUGCUGGAUGGUGGGCAGUGUCUCCGGAGACUGGAUCAACUGCCCCUCUGCCAUCAGCAAGCAGCUGCGAGACUUAGGUGCCGGGUCUGCGAGCCAGCUUGAUCUGGGCCUCUGCAAGUCUGUGAAAGGUUGGAUAGAUGAGGGCGGCCGCGGCCAACUGCGCGCGAUCCGAGGGCUUGAUACAGCAGCAGAUGCAGUGCCAGCCGCGGACGGUGGCUAUUUGGAUGGCUGGGCGGAUGAGGGCGGAGGGCCCUACCGGCUUACCGUGGCCAUCGAGACCUCGACAUGGCAAUCGCGAGCUCCGGAGGGCUUCCAGGCCCCCGGCGAGCCGGGUGUGUCCUUCACGUGCAACCGCGGUGAGCGGCCUCGUGAGAAGGGGCCGAAAGAUCCUGGAGACGCAGCGAAGAGGCCGAUGUUGGGCUGGACAUCUUCCGAAGGAUUCUGGCUCAAGGAUGCGAAAGGAAAAUUCCAGCUCUGCGGCGAUUUGGAACCUGACGGAGGCUUUCGCGGCACCAUCGGUGCAGAUGGCUCCGCUGGCUCCUUCCACUUGCGUCCCUUUGAGACCGUGCUUGAGUACGGCCCAGGAAACCCUGAAUGGCUGGCGGGGCAGUGGACGAAACUGCAUCCGAACUGGAAGGAGAUGCGAAUGCUCCUUGUUCGGGGGACGCCGGAGCUCCCAAAGAGCACCAACAACGUCGUCCAUGAGUUGGACUUCAAUGAGGAGGAAGAUCGAGAAAACCUGCGGAUCCGGGUCUGUUGGGAUUGUAAAAAUCCGUCCUCAGAUGAAGCAGACGACACCGCGGCAUCCUUCAACGCCUUCUGGCGCUUAGCUCCCGGAGAGCUGGCGCGGCUCGGAGGACCAGAUGUGCAAGGCUUCGUGGUCACCGUCUGGCAUGGCAAGCAGACGCUGUCGCUGGCCCGGUCGAUGGCUUUCGGACUGGGCAUCUGCACCGAUGUGAUCCACCAGCCAGCGGUUGAUGAAGAAGCUCUGAAGGCAGAGGCUGCACCUGCAGUCGCCGAGGAGCCAAUCACUUUGCCGAUGCGGCUGGGAUCGCCGAGCCUUUUCCCACAGGCUCUUAUCGGUCCCUGGGUUCGUGGCCUCACGGUGCUCGAGGUGCGCGAGGGCUUCAUCUGCGAGGAGCUGGAUCAAACCUUUACCUUGCAGGUUUUUCCGGAGAUCAUCUACCCUCCCUGGGGCGAAUGGGUCCUCAACGUCUCCCGGAGCUCUCCACUGGUUCUCGAAUGGGCACAGCAAAUCGAUGCUGGAGGAAUUCGCUCAAACCGAGUCAUCCGCUGGAUCCGCCCCUGGCUGCUUGAAGGGCGGCUCUAUGUAGACUCGGCCGGAACCGCUGAAGUGAACGGCUCCUACAGUCCGGACUUCACUGGCUCCUCCGUGAGGUAUGUGAAGCUGGAGCCUAGCAAGCAAGUCGUCGAGCUCCGGCACCUGCAUGAGUCAUGGGCCUUCCUCUCGCUCGGCGAGGGCCCUGAGGAGAUCUUCUACGCCGCCCCUGUGCCCGAGCUCCUGGGCCAAUGGGAUGCCUCGCGAGCGCCCCACAAGGGCUCUGGUGUCCUGCCCGCGCCCCGGCUGAGCUUUUGGCAGGAUGCCUCGGCGGAUCUUCAAGUGGCAGAAAGGGAGCUGCCCCUGAAUGUUCGCCCGCGCUGCCUUUGCCGACUGCCGUCGGACGCCGCUUCCAUGAUCAUCUCAGAGGGGCUUGCAGAUCACUUCGCAGGCGAUGCUGUGAUUUUCGUUGAUGGGACCGACACUGUCUCACAGAUCGCCCCCCGGCUUGGAGCGCCUUGCUCUGCCAGCUGGGCCGUGCAAAUCGCCCUCUCGGACACGGAGAAGCCGAACCAACCCAGCGGCGCGGAGGGUAAAGAAGACCUCACCGGCUCCCUUCGUCAAGCCAUGGAAGCUCUCCGCGACAAGGGCGUGAGCACCCUUGCCAUUGGCAGCCGGGGCGGCCACGGAGACAGCGAGGUGCUUGCUACUGCAGCUCUCGGCGCUCUCCUGGACGUGUUCGGCGGGACCGCGCCGGCGGAGUGCGGCAAGAAGGAGCAGAAGCCCAUAGAGCUUUACUUCCUGGUUGGAGGUCCUCCGACGGAGAUCCUGCGCUGCCGUGAUGCGGUUGAAAAGGCCAUUGCCAAGCGCAGUGAUGCCGGGUUCAUCAACGCCAUGAGGGAUGCAGGGCAAGCAGAUGGACCGGCCUGGCUCACUGAGGGCUUGCUGUCGCAGCUGAAGGGCAAGAAGGGUGGCAACAGCACAUCUGGCUGGAGGAAACAGCUGUCGGAAGACGGUGCCAUGCGGGGCAUCAUGGCGUCACAGUUCCUGAAGUUGGGAGACGUGGUGAAGCAGGUCUUGGAGAAGGAGGAGAUCCUGGACUCUGGCCACUUUGCGGCCAACCCUGGCUCCCCCCUUCGCUGGCUGGAUGUGAACAUGUAUCACAUCUGCCAGCAUUUCGUCCUUCCUUUGACUCGUCGGGAGAGUUGUUCCUAUGUGGAACUCGUGGCGUCUGAUCUGCAGCCACCCGAAUGGAUGGUGUCUCAUGCGUGGAGCACCAAUUUCGCAGCCACCACCUCGAUGCUCUCAUCGCAUGCGCGUUCCCGCAAUCAGCCUGAUGAUGGCUCGGACCGGCCACAGGCCUGGAUGCAAGCCUCUUACUGGUGUUGUACACUGGCAAACAACCAGCAUGACCUCUCUGCUUUGCGUGAAGCAGACUUGAUGAAGACACCAUUCGCCCGCGUGUUGCUGAGUCCGAAUUGCUGUGGCACCGCCUUGCUUUGCGACUCUGCAGUGACGCCACUGAGAAGGGUCUGGUGUGUUUUCGAGGCUCACCUCACGCAGCAUCUGCGAUCUGGCCAGGCCAACCUCAGCAACAAGGGGAGUCAUUUUCUGGACCUGGUCGCCAUCGACAUGACGCAGACGACGGCCUUUGACCCCGAUGCUGUCGCCAUUCUGCAGGACGGAGUCAGUGGCUGGAACGAGAUCUCGAAAGGCCUGGCGCACUUUCCGCUGGAGGUGGUCCAUGUCGGCACGACGGUGGACAUUCGGCAGGCCGAAGCCUCAAUGCAGAGCGACCGGCACGCCAUCAUGAAUCACAUUGCCUUGGGGAAGGGAUCGCGAGAUCCACCCCCGGCAGACCACGCAAACUACGACAAGCUGAACAAGUUCGUUCAUAGCGCUUUCGCCUCUGCAGAGCUUUAUCGCUUGGCUUGCGAUCGUCCAGAAGGAUGCGUGGAGAGGGCUCGCGAGCUGCUGGAGUUGGGGGCAGAUCCGAACUGCUUCGUCCGCGAGGGCAACACCGCGAUCUUGGCCCUGGUGGGUGCAGACCCGACUCAGCCGAACCCAGCCGAACUGCCACUGCUGCAGCGGAUGUUGUCACUGCUAGUUGCCAGCGGCGCUCGCAUAAACCAUGUGAACUCGCACAUGCAAACUGCUUUGGACCACAUACAGCAGGCAGCUGGUGAGAGUGCAGCACUCACCGAGUAUCUGAAGCAGCAUGGUGCCCUAUCGUUCGAAGACUCUGCAGCUGCAGCAGAGGAGCUUUGGAACGAAAGAGUCCGCGAGGUCCUCUUCCGUGGGGGUUUCGGUGCACCCGCCGACACACCAAGCGGAGUCGGCGCGAAGCUGCCCCCACAGGCUUUCGGCGGCUCCGGGGGCGGCGGUUCCGGAGCUAAGCUCUUAGGCCGAGCUGAGCAAAGUCUCCGAGAGGCCGCAUCUUUCCUCAAGAUCUACCCAGACUCUACCUGUUACAUCGAAACGCCAUCUGGUGCUCAUGACAAGCACAACUUGCGCGGAAAGGUGGUGCAGACCGCUCUCCAGGGGGCCGGUGCCGCGAACCCAUUCGAGCUCCGCUGCUCGGGGACCUACCACCCCAGGGGCUCCAUCCCUUUGCUGCGCCUAAAGUUGGCGCUGGUGAAGGCCGAUGGUAAGAAGGAAGCUCCGUCAUCGUCGAAGAGUGGUGUUCCAAUACGGGACAUCGCACCGACGCUGGAGGAUAUGUGGCAGGCAGAGUCUGGCCCAAGAUUGCAAAUCCAGCUGUGCAACAGGGACUACGGCAGUGCCAUGGCUCAGCCCGGCAGUACCAUGGAUCAGCCGCUCCUUUCAAACAGCUCCGCAAGCAGCCCGUCGGGCACCUCCCAGGCCUCCCCUACUUCCUUCACCUUCGUCAGUGAUCCGCAGAUUCCAAAGCUCCUGGAGAGGAUUGAGGGAUUUGUCAGGGACGGCUUCCGGGACACGAGGGUCCUUGACGACAAGCCGGACUUCACCCAGAAUGUGCUGGAAACGCCCUUUCAGCUCAUCCUCACUCACAGCUGCUUGGUUUUGGGUCCGGCAGGUGCUGGCAAAACCACUCUCGUGAAGGCCUUGGCAGGUGAGCAGUUUCAGCCUGGAGUUCAGCCUGGUCCACACCUGAGGAACAGAACUAUGAAAGCGCAAAGCAUCGGGGUCGGUCUUGAAGAUCUCUCAGACCAGCUCAGACUGGAAAUAAUCGACACACCUGGCUGGUGCCCCGACACAAGUGCGGACAUCCAUGCACAGUACAAGGAGGUGUUGAGGGAGAAGGGGUUGCCAAAAGAGCACGCUCCUCACAUCAUCCUUUUCUGUGUUCCGGUGUCUAUGCUCCGUCAGUUCGACCAGGGCAAAGCCAAGCAAAUGAGUCAGCAGCUGAACAAGCUCAAGUUUGACGGGCGCUUCCCGAUCAGAGUGUUGCCAGUAGCAACCAAAGCAGACACGGAAUCGCUCAGCGAGUUGCCAGAUCUGCAGGCCGCCAUCAAGGAGCUGGCUGAAGCCGCCUUCAAGGAAGCAGGUGCCAUCAUCGAUGAUGCGCAGUGGACGAUGUUCGACCCUAAUGAUGCCUCGCGAGUCAGGGGUCCAAGUGAGUUGGAUUCAUGGAUCAAGGCAACUUUGCUUGAGCAGCUCCGCUCUGAAGAGUUCACCGGGCUUUGGCGGCUAGCCUUGGCGCAGAGCGUGCAGGACCACACCAGAGAGCACUGUGAAACUCUACCGGCAAGCGAUUCGGCACUGCGCUUGUUCAACAGUGCCUGCCGGACAGUGGCGGCUGCUUGCGGCCGAGCUCCAGACUUGGAGGUUUGCAAAAGUCUCACUGUUCUACCCGAAGAACUGCCUUGGUGGACCCUUCUGUGGAUCCCGAAAUCAAAGGAAAAGGAGUGGCAGCUGCCAUGCUCUGCUGCAUACUGGCUCGGCUUCCGCAAGAGAUUCGGUCCCUGGAGUGUUGCUGCCUUCUUGCUUGUCUUCUCGCUUGUCGUUCUCAUCGUGUCGCACAAGAGCAUGGACCAGAUGGUGGACCAGAUGACCGGCAAGUACAACAGCGCAAACGACCAGUUGGACAAGAUGACCGACAAGUACAACAGUGCAAAAGACCAGUUGGACAAGAUGACCGACAAGUACAACAGUGCAACAGACCAGUUGGACAAGAUGACCGACAAGUACAACAGUGCAAAUGACCGGUUGGACCAGAUGACCGGCAAGUACAACAGGGCAAACGAUCAGUUGGACAAGAUGACCGACAAGUUGGACAAGAUCACCACGUGCUCAUGGCAAAAACAGACAUCGCAGUGCUCAGGCCUAGUUGCCAUCGGCCGCGCCUCAAGCCAAGAAGAAUGCAGGGAUGUUUGCUGCAGGAUGGGAGAAGAUUACUGCGGUACGUGGCAAUUUCGCGAUGGUUAUGGAUGCUGGUUGGGACACCCCGAUUCCUGCGAUGGUGAUGACGGCUGGAAUGGGGGCCAGCUUUAG